CUAGAGGGGAUACGAAAAGAUAGCUGUGUAUGGCCAGCCUUCAUCCACCUAAGAUUAAUCGCUGAGACUUUGACUUUCUUUUUGAGCUCUGACAAAGGGGAUAUUCUCAACCUCUCAGCCCUUUCACCCAUCGUUCCACACGCGCCUCCUUAGAUAUCUCACGCGCCGUGGUGCUUCCUCCUCCUCCUCCUCCUCUCCUCUCCCUUUUCAUCCAUUAAUUUUUGCUCAAUUUUCGUUCUUUCUCCUUUUCUUCAAUCCUACAAUUCGUCUCUGUUUGUUUAUCUUUUGUCUUUGUCCUUUUCUCCAUAAGAUCUUGGAGAAAGUUAAAAAGAAAAUUAUAUGGGAGGGGUGACGUCAUCAAUCGCCGCUAAAUUCGCUUUCUUCCCACCAACGCCACCGUCCUACGAGGUGGUGGCCGACGAAAGCUGCGGCGGACGUCUGUACAUCCCCGAAAUCCCACGGCGCGACGACGUCGACGUCCUCAAGCUCCGGACACGCUGCGGGAACGAGAUCGUGGCUGUUUAUGUCAAACACUCCAAAGCCAACGGCACCACGAUUCUGUAUUCUCAUGGUAACGCCGCCGACGUGGGACAAAUGUUCGAGCUUUUCGUCGAGCUCAGCAAUCGCCUCCGCGUCAACCUUAUGGGGUAUGAUUAUUCUGGUUAUGGUCAGUCUACAGGACAGGCAAGCGAGUCUAAUACAUAUGCUGAUAUAGAAGCAUCGUAUAAAUGCCUCAAGGAAAACUACGGCGUGAGAGACGAUCAACUUAUAUUAUAUGGUCAAUCUGUUGGUAGUGGACCUACCGUUGAUCUUGCCUCCCGCACACCUAACUUGAGAGGCGUGGUUUUACAGUGUCCUAUUCUCUCUGGGAUGAGGGUUUUGUAUCCUGUUAAAUGUACAUAUUGGUUUGACAUUUACAAGAAUAUUGACAAGAUCGGUUCAGUAGCAUGUCCUGUAUUAGUAAUCCAUGGAACUGCGGAUGAAGUGGUUGAUUAUUCUCAUGGUAAACGGCUCUGGGAACUCAGCAAAGAGAAGUAUGAACCUCUGUGGAUAAGUGGAGGUGGGCACUGCGACCUUGAACUGUAUCCAGAUUUCAUUAAACAUCUGAAGAAAUUUGUUGCAUCACUUGCCAACAAACAAGCGGGGAAAUGAGUUAUUUUCGAGGGGUUUCUAGAAACAUUCUAGACAAGUUGGCUGGCGAAGUCAGUAGAAAAGUAAUAAGCAUGAAAAAAUCCCAGAGGAGCGUUGAUAGAUGGUGUAUAGUAUUAUAAUGUGUCUAUGUGGAAUUUAGACUGGUAUACUGCAUUUCAUCGAUAAAUAUAUUUACUGCUUAUGUGA
Raphanus sativus (radish) is the source of this 1338-nucleotide messenger RNA. RefSeq lists its product as uncharacterized. Lineage: Eukaryota; Viridiplantae; Streptophyta; Magnoliopsida; Brassicales; Brassicaceae. Bases 340 to 1152 code for a protein of 270 amino acids. The transcript has 5 exons. The record is from RefSeq and is a predicted model, not a curated record.